AGCGGACGAGUCGGGAAGUUGGAGUUGGUUUGUUGAGCGCACACCGAGGGAUUUGACCGGCCGACGCUGUCUGUCGGCGUGUGACUAAUAACGGGAGCUUGAACGAAGAGCGAAACGUUCAGCGGUUUUGGGUUUUUGUUUUUUUUUUGUUUUUUUUUCCGAGAAGACGAGAGAAAAACACCAAACAGCAAAAUCCCACGGUGCUUCCAUGACAAUGCCGAGCUCAUGGAAAAUGCGGCAGGAGACAGGAGCAUGUUUGGAGAAGAACUAAUUAACCCGGGCAAUUUGUAGUUUUGGGGUCUUUUUUAGGUUUUUUUUUCUAUUUUUGACGAAAAUCGUGCUAUGUGGUCAUUUAACCUUUCUCUGGACGCGAUAUUGGAGUUGCGAUCGCCACUUUUUUCUAAAUAACUUUUAUCCUUUAUUAUGCCAGAGGUCUAAUCGUUGCGUCCUUUGCGAAGCACGGUAAGAUCUUGGAUGGGUCAGGCCAUGUGAAGUUCUGCGUGGAUGCCAGCAAGCCAGAUAUCGGGAGCUGGCUGAAGCACAUCCAGUUUGCCCCUGUGGCCCAGCAACAUAACGUAACAGCUUUCCAGCUAGACGAUCAGAUUUUCUACAAAGUCACCAGAGAGAUUUACCCCGGCGAAGAACUGCUACUGUUCAUGAAGGCUGAAGAGUAUUCAUGUGACACCAUGGCUCCUGAUAUUCACGAGGAGAGACAGUACCGCUGUGAGGACUGCGACCAGCACUUUGAGUCCCGCACCCAGCUGCUGGACCACCAGAAGCAACCAUGUGGGAUGCCCCCCUCCUCCUUCCUCAACCCAGGAGGGGACAGUGACCUGGAGGCCCAGGAACCCCAUGACCUGCAUGCCCUUCAUAUGUCCCAUGGUCCUCAUGACUGUAAGGAAUGUGACCAGGUCUUCCCCGAUGUCCAGAGUCUCGAGGCCCACGCACUGUCCCACUCAGAAGAGAGGGAAUAUAAGUGUGACCAGUGUCCCAAGGCCUUUAACUGGAAGUCUAACCUGAUCAGACAUCAAAUGUCCCACGACAGUGGCAAGCACUAUGAAUGUGAAAACUGCUCAAAGCAGGUGUUCACAGACCCCAGUAACCUGCAGAGGCACAUCCGCUCACAGCACGUCGGGGCUCGGGCCCACGCCUGUCCCGACUGCGGCAAGACAUUCGCCACAUCUUCAGGCCUCAAGCAGCACAAGCAUAUCCACAGCAGUGUCAAGCCCUUCAUAUGUAAGUCACUCAGACCCUACCUAUGUGAGGUGUGUCACAAGUCCUACACCCAGUUCUCUAACCUGUGCCGUCACAAGCGCAUGCACGCUGACUGCCGCACGCAGAUCAAGUGCAAGGACUGUGGCCAGAUGUUCAGCACCACCUCCUCCCUCAACAAACACCGUCGUUUCUGUGAAGGGAAAAAUCAUUUCACGGCAGGGGGGUUGUUUGCCCAGGGUUUACCCCUGCCCGGGACCCCUGGCAUGGACAAGUCGGCACUAGCGGCGAUGGGCCACAGUAGUGCUGGCCUGGCUGAUUACUUUGGGGCCAAUCGCCCCCACAGUGGGUUGACCUUUCCUGCCGCCCCAGCAUUUCCCUUCAGCUUCCCUGGCUUGUUCCCCUCGGGACUCUAUCACCGUCCCCCCCUCAUCCCUGCCACCACAUCCCCUGUUAGACGGCCAGCACCGGGUGCUGCUGCUGUUCCUGGCACAGAAUUGAAUAAGAGCCCAUUGCUGCCACCAAGCCCCGGGGCCCAGGAGGCCCGGGAACUCCUCAAAUCUCUCCAGAAGGAUGGAGGCUCACUUGGCAACCAGAUACCUGGGACAAAAGUCACCAACCAGAGCUCCUCAUCUUCCACCAAGCAGCGAAACAAGCUCAGCGAUCAGUCGGAGAGCAGCGACCUAGAUGACGUCAGCACGCCCAGCGGUAGUGACCUGGAGAGCACAUCGGGCUCCGAGCUGGAGAGUGACCUGGACAGUGAGAGGGAGCGGGGGGCGGCUGGCUGUGAAAACGGCAAGGGCCCUAAGAGGAAGGCCAGUGAAGGAGGCCCCCAGAGUCCCACCCUGUCGGGCAGCAGUGCUACCAAAGACUUCCCGGGCCCUGCCCUCUUUCCCCCCUCGCUGGACGAGCACACGGCUGUGUCGGGGGCUGUCAAUGACUCUAUCAAGGCCAUUGCCUCCAUCGCCGAGAAGUACUUUGGCUCCACAGGGUUGGUUGGCCUACAGGACAAGAAGGUCGGCUCGCUGCCCUAUCCCUCAAUGUUCCCAUUGCCUUUUUUUCCAGCCUUCUCUCCUCCUGUCUACCCUUUCCCAGACAGGGAGCUCCGACCCCCAGCCCCAAAGGGGGAGCCAAAGUCGCCAACGGAUGAUGCAAAGAAGACCCAGGUUAGAUCAUCAUCUGAGUCGCCCUUUGACCUCACCACCAAGCGAAAGGAGGAAAAGCCUGCUCCCUUUGCCCCCUCCAAACCAGAGGCUUCCCAUUCCACCAAUCAGGACCAGCCUCUCGACCUGAGCAUGGGGACCAGGGGCCGUGGCAGUCAUGCCAGGGAGGAAGAGACGAAGAAGAACUUAGGGUAUGGAGAGGAGAAGACAAUGGUGGAGAUACCCAAAGCUGAUGCCUCUCUACAGCAUGCCAGACCCACUCCGUUUUUUAUGGACCCAAUCUACAGGGUUGAGAAGCGGAAGAUGAGCGAUCCGUUUGAGGCUCUGAAAGACAAGUACAUGCGACCAGCUCCAGGCUUCCUCUUCCACCCGCAGUUUCGUAUGCCAGAUCAGAGAACUUGGAUGUCGGCCAUCGAGAACAUGGCAGAGAAGCUUGAGACAUUUGGCUCACUAAAGCCCGAGUCAGGCGACCUGCUUCGAGCCGUCCCCUCCAUGUUUGACUUCAGAGCCCCACCAUCGGCCCUGCCGGACACGCUGCUCCGCAAGGGCAAGGAGCGCUACACCUGCAGGUACUGCGGUAAAAUAUUCCCACGCUCUGCAAACCUGACCCGCCACCUCAGAACCCAUACAGGAGAACAACCAUAUAGGUGUAAGUACUGUGACCGUUCCUUCAGCAUAUCCUCCAACCUGCAGCGCCACAUUCGCAAUAUCCACAACAAGGAGAAGCCCUUCAAGUGUCAUCUGUGUGACCGCUGCUUCGGCCAGCAGACCAACCUGGACCGCCACCUAAAGAAGCAUGAGAACGGCAACCUCUCAGGCACUGCAAUGUCCUCCCCGCAAUCUGAACUGGACAGCGGCAGCGCCAUUUUGGAUGACAAAGAGGACUCCUACUUCAAUGAAAUACGAAAUUUUAUUGGCAACACAGGGCAGAACCAGACAUCACCUGAUCCCUCUGAAGAAGGGUUGAAUGGCGGUCAAUUUGAAGAGGAAAAGCCACUGAUGACUAGCCGAGGGUCGCGUGACCUGGAGGAUGAAGAAGUAGAGGAGCUUGGUGCUGAUGAGGAGGAAGGAGAGGAGCCUAGCAACACCUCGGAGAAACCAGAGGGUGACGUUCUUCCCAGCAACCUCGACGAUGAUGUUAUACAAGACGACAUGGACAUGAACCUCAACUGUAAAACUUCUCCAAGGAGGUAUGAAGCUGAGGAAGAUCAGAGAGGCUACUCAGCCCUUGAUCAUAUCCGUCACUUCUCAGAGAUGCAUAAGAUGGAGGAGAGUGAACUGAGUGACGGAGAUGGAGAUGAAGAGGGGGGAGCUUUUAGUUCCCCGUCUCUGGCUGAGGCAGUCAAACAGCCAUUGUACAGGAAAUCAAAGUCCCAGGCGUACGCCAUGAUGCUGUCACUAGCCGACAAGGACUCCCUCCACCCAGCCUCCCACACGCCUGCCACCAUGUGGCAUAGUUUGGCAUGUGCUGCCGCAGAGUCCAGUGCCAUCCAGUCCCUCAGCCAUGUAUGAUGACACCCUUCAACCUUCGCCCUUUCACCCCUCAGCCCCUGACUCUGACCUUUGGCACUGGGGGCCCAUCACAGGACCAUCCACGGGGCCCCCCGGACCUCUGCCCUGACCGUCCAUAGACUGACUGCUGAGCAGAACCAUGGCCCAUCUGACUGCUGAGCACAACGCCUUACACACAAAGCAGGGUCACUGUCCAUACAGCUCCUGCCCCAGAAACCCUCAAACAGAUAUAGAGCAAAACGUCCUCCUGUGACCUUAAAAAUUAAUUAAUGUAAUUAAAGAUUAAUUACAUUGUCAGCCAAGAUGAUAGUUAUGAUGAUGAUGAUGAUGAUUAUGGUGAAAAUAAUAAUGCUAAAGUAAUAAUAGCUGUAUUUAUUCUGCUGAAUUUCUGUUUUGCACAGCAAAGGCAGCUGGUGGACAGAGAAGAUAGACGUGCUGAUUUUUCAUUGCUAGUUUGCAUUUGUUACCCAGCACAUAAACAAAGCAGAGAGAACGUUUGAAGCUGAAACACUGAAAUCGGUUUGCGUCUCAAAGACAGACAGUUUCAGCCUAUGUUUCACCUCAUUUAAAGGGUAAAACCCCAGCUGUGCCAGAGUCCUUCUCAUUGGACAAGGAAUAUCUUUGAAACGUAUUACACACAAUCUCUUUAACCCCUGGAGAUAUACAGGUGUUUCUCAUAAAACACGUACUUGAUGAUAAAAACAAUGGGGCAGGGUUCCCUAGCAAGCUGGUUUCAGAUGAAACCCCUCUCCACGUGAAGACAGCGCAAAAAAACAAAAACAAAAAAAGCGCCACAAUGAGAACAUCGCUGAUGAUUGACGAACAAAAAAAAAAAAAAAACACAAUUGUAAAAGUGAAACCUUCCAGUUUCCCAUCUGCAUCUGCAUAGCUGCGUAUGUCUGCACAAUCACAGCACUGUACACAAGUGUCUACCAACUGUUCUCAACUGCACUUCAUCCUGCCCACCUGCGCUAUCUGUGAAAGGAUAUAAAUAGAUUGUCUUUUUAGUGGAAGAAAAGAAAACACCAUGUUGUUUUGUCUUUUUUUUUUUUACUGAGAUAAGUAGCAAGUGCUGAAGUUGAUUGUUGUUCUGUAAAGGGCAUACAUAUGUCUCUCCGAAACAUUUUGAAUCCAUCCUAGUCAGUCAACAAUACCACUAAAUAGCCUGAAUGCUAGUUGUUAGCUACCCCAUGCUCGUGUGUCUUUCAUUUUUAGACAAUCAUAAUUUUAUUUUAUUUUUAUUUUUUUUUAAAAAAUUUUUGGUGUUGUUGUUGUUAUUUGCUGUUGUAUGUUGAGAAUUGUAUUUAUUUCUUGGCAAAACUGUAGUUUGUUUACUGAAUAGCACUGCUCUUAGCCGAGGUGAAGGGGAGAUUCCUCGCCGGGCCUAUCCCAGAAUUCAGUGGGGUUUGUAGAUUACGUCUGAGUGCCAGAUAGUAUUAAACAUACCAUUCACUCUUUAUUCUUCUAAUGAAACUGGUCAAGGAAUAGAUAUUACUUAGGGGUUUUUUCUAUGACAAUUUAAUGAGUCAAUUGUAAAAAAUGAAAAACAUUAUAAAGAAUGAAAGAAUUUAAAAAAAAAAGCCAGGUAUAAUUUCUUCAUAUCGCAUGAUUGGUCUGAUAAGAUCCUGUAUCUGACAUUUUCUACAGUUGUCUGCAAGCUUGUGUGAAGUUCCGUUCAUGUUAAUCCCUUGUGCCAAAUCUAUGAUAAAUAACAGACUUUCAUUUGUUUUUGUUUUUCGUUGUUAAUGUUUUUUUGUUUGUUUUUGUCAUUGUUGUUUUGUUUAUAAUCGAUUUUAAAAGUAAUCAGCAAGUUGAGGUACUUUGUUUUAAUGCUUUCUACAAUGUAACUGUUAUGCAUUUCGAUUCAAUACUGUGGGAGGAGCAACUAAGAAAUAAAGGACUACAAUGUGGA
Messenger RNA from Lampris incognitus (smalleye Pacific opah), 5799 nucleotides. RefSeq names its product MDS1 and EVI1 complex locus (gene mecom). Gene Ontology annotation, biological process: regulation of transcription by RNA polymerase II. The transcript has 17 exons. Gene Ontology annotation, molecular function: DNA-binding transcription activator activity, RNA polymerase II-specific; RNA polymerase II cis-regulatory region sequence-specific DNA binding. Gene Ontology annotation, cellular component: nucleus. Bases 657 to 3887 code for a protein of 1076 amino acids. Lineage: Eukaryota; Metazoa; Chordata; Actinopteri; Lampriformes; Lampridae. The record is from RefSeq and is a predicted model, not a curated record.